This is a messenger RNA of Oppiella nova, 912 nucleotides long. The record is from the annotation of a GenBank genome assembly. NCBI's taxonomy places the organism in Eukaryota, Metazoa, Arthropoda, Arachnida, Sarcoptiformes, Oppiidae.
AUGUGUACUGAUAGACAAGAUGUAUCCGGAAAUGCGGGGCUCUGGGAUCAGGUGCUGGCCAUGGAGUGGGUUAAGAAGUAUAUUCAUAUAUUUGGUGGUAAUCCCAAUGAUCUGACAGUUUUUGGUCAAAGUGGUGGCAGUGAGUCCAUAAGCGCUCAUAUAUUGUCUAAUGUUUCCAAUGGAUACUUCAGUAAAGCUAUAUUGGAGUCAGCCUCAUGCCUGUCCAACGUUCAAAUGAGAUCCCGUUCCUACGCCACACGUGUCGCCCAUAGGUUUGCCUCAUUCAUGAACUGCGAGCCAACCCACGACUACAUCCAAUGCUUACAAAACAAAUCGGUUGUUGAGCUAAUCAUAGGCCAGAGCGCCGGUAUCCUGUGGAACGUCAACACACCGGAUGCCGCCCCACGAGCCCUGACCGCCUUUUUCCCAUUUUAUCUGUGCUUUGGUAAUGAAAUUAUACCCAAAAAUCCCAAUCAAUUACUACAAACGGGAAACUUUCGCCGAGACUUACGGGUGCUGUUGGGACACCAGACCAUUGAGGGGGCAUUCCUGGGUAUGGUCAUCGACAUAGUGUACGCCCUGUUUGGGAGGUAUAACCCAUCCGUGCCCUUCGUAUACGUUGAGAGACAACAAGUGUUUAAAAAUAUACAGAAUAUUCUGACAAAUAAGACAUUUAAUAGUAUUGCGGCUCAAGAAUACACCCAAACCUUCGCACCGGUAUAUAACGCGUUGGAUACGAGUCGACUACGGAGGGCUGGUAUGCACGCGAUUGGGGAUUACGGGUUGACAUGUGGGACGUAUUAUCUGUCGUACGCUAACAGUCAGUCCCCCUGUUAUGGGAGUGUGUGGUGUAACGGCCCCACGCACUGGGAUGAGAUACCACUGGUGUUUGGGUUUCCGUAUUUUCAAUCA